AUGAGUUCAGACGCAGUUAAAGAUGGUAGUGCUGAGUUCAGUGCCUACCACACACUCACCGCAGAAGAAGUGGCAGAAUUUAUAGGUACAAACUUAACCAAUGGUCUCACCGAGGAUGAGUUUAAAGAAAGAACGAAAACAGUGGGUGAAAACACGCUGGGCGAUGAUAGCAAGAUCGAUUAUAAAGCGAUGGUUAUCCACCAACUUUGCAACGCAAUGAUUAUGGUUCUGUUGAUAUCUAUGGUCAUCUCCUUUGCCAUGCACGACUGGAUCACCGGUGGUGUUAUCACAGCUGUUGUCGCGGUCAACGUCGGUAUCGGCUUAGUUCAAGAAUAUAAAGCUACGAAGACAAUGAACUCUUUGAAAACAUUGAGCUCUCCCAAUGCACAUAUUAUCAGAAACGGGAAAAGUGAAACCGUGAAUUCAAAAACUGUAGUUCCUGGUGACAUUUGUCUUGUUAAAGUAGGUGACACCAUUCCUGCUGAUUUGCGGUUGAUUGAAACUAAGAAUUUCGAUACUGACGAAUCCUUGCUAACCGGUGAGUCUCUACCGGUAUCCAAAGAUGCCGCUUUGGUUUUUGGUAAGGAAGAUGAGACUUCCGUAGGUGACCGUUUAAAUUUAGCAUUUUCUUCUUCCACUGUGGUCAAAGGAAGAGCCAAAGGUAUCGUCAUCAAGACAGGUUUGAAUAGUGAAAUUGGUAAAAUCGCGAAGUCAUUGCAAGGCGGUACGGGUCUCAUCUCCCACGACCCCAGUAAAUCCUGGCUACAAAAUGGAUGGGUAUCCACUAGGAGAGUCAUUGGCGCGUUUUUAGGUACUACAGUCGGCACCCCCUUGCAUCGAAAGCUAUCCAAAUUGGCAGUGCUGCUUUUUGGGAUUGCCGUGCUUUUUGCAAUCAUUGUCAUGGCCUCUCAAAAGUUUAAUGUUGAUAGAAACAUAGCUGUCUAUGCCAUCUGUGUGGCCCUGUCCAUGAUUCCUUCUUCUUUGGUCGUAGUUUUGACAAUCACUAUGUCCGUUGGGGCAACUGUAAUGGUCACUAGACAUGUCAUUGUCAGAAAGUUAGACUCUUUAGAAGCUUUAGGUGCUGUUAAUGAUAUCUGCUCUGAUAAGACUGGUACUUUGACUCAGGGGAAAAUGCUGGCAAGACAGAUCUGGAUCCCCUCCUUUGGUACUAUUACUAUUUCAAACACUAGUGAUCCGUUUGACCCUAGCCAAGGCGAUGUGAAUUUGAUACCAAAGCUAUCGCCUUAUGAAUACUCCCAUGACGAUGACGGUGACGUCGGAAUUCUUCAACAUUUCAAGCAACGUCUGUACGAUAAAGAUUUACCUGAAGAAAUAGACAUGGAUCUGUUUCAACGUUGGCUGGAGACAGCAACUUUAGCUAAUAUCGCUACCGUUUUCAAAGAUGAAGAGACUGAUACCUGGAAGGCACAUGGUGAUCCAACAGAGAUUGCAAUUCAAGUCUUCACUACCAAGAUGGACUUGCCUCGUAGCAUCCUUACUGGUGAAACAUCCACCACCCAAGAAGGUGACAAGUGCCAAUCUUCUUCAAACGACAUUGAAAAGCCCGGUUAUGUCCAAUUCGAGCAUAUUGCGGAGUUUCCGUUUGAUUCAACCAUCAAGAGAAUGUCGUCCAUCUAUUUUAACAAUCACAACGAUACGUACAACGUUUAUGCCAAGGGUGCAUUUGAAAGUGUUAUCAGCAGUUGUAGCCAUUGGUAUGGAAACGAUGGCUCGAAAAUUACACCAUUGACCGACCAUGACAUCGAAACUAUAAGGAAAAACGUUUAUAGUUUAUCGAAUGAAGGUUUAAGGGUUUUAGGUUUUGCUUCCAAAUCGUUUACAAAAGAUCAAUUAAUUCACGACCAACUGGCAAACAUAACUUCGGACAGAGCCACUGCAGAAAGUGAUCUUGUCUUUUUAGGUUUAAUCGGUAUCUAUGAUCCGCCAAGAAAUGAGACUGCCGGUGCAGUUAAAAAAUUCCAUCAAGCUGGUAUCAAUGUUCACAUGUUAACUGGUGAUUUUGUUGGUACGGCCAAAGCCAUUGCCCAAGAAGUGGGUAUUUUGCCAACUAACUUAUACCACUAUUCUCAAGAAAUCGUUGACAGUAUGGUCAUGACUGGAUUUCAAUUUGAUGCAUUAAGUGAAGACGAAGUUGAUGACCUGCCCGUUCUUCCUCUAGUUAUUGCCCGUUGCUCUCCACAAACAAAAGUCAGAAUGAUUGAAGCUUUACACCGUAGAAAGAAAUUCUGUGCCAUGACUGGUGAUGGUGUUAACGAUUCUCCAUCUUUGAAAAUGGCGAAUGUCGGUAUUGCUAUGGGUAUCAACGGCUCAGAUGUCUCAAAAGAAGCAUCCGAUAUUGUUUUAAGUGAUGACAAUUUUGCUUCCAUUUUGAAUGCCGUUGAAGAAGGUCGUAGAAUGACGGAUAAUAUCCAGAAAUUUGUUUUACAAUUGUUGGCAGAAAACGUUGCUCAGGCAUUGUUUUUGAUCAUUGGGUUAGUGUUUCAAGAUGAAAACGGUAGAUCGGUCUUCCCUCUAUCGCCAGUCGAAGUUUUAUGGGUCAUUGUCGUUACUUCUUGUUUCCCUGCUAUGGGAUUAGGUUUAGAAAAGGCAGCCCCAGACUUGAUGGAUAGACCUCCCAAUGAUUCAGAAAUGGGUAUUUUCACUUGGGAAGUUAUUAUUGAUACAUUCGCAUAUGGAUUCAUAAUGGCGGGUGCUUGUAUGGCAUCAUUCACUGCAUCCCUUUAUGGUAUUAACAAUGGUACAUUGGGACACGGUUGUGAUGGUUCCUACAGUAGUAUUUGUCAUGACGUUUAUAGAUCACGUUCAGCAGCAUUCGCAACCAUGACAUGGUGUGCCUUAAUUCUCGCCUGGGAAGUGGUCGAUAUGAGAAGGUCAUUCUUUAGAAUGCAUCCAGAUACUGACAGUCCCGUGAAAGAAUUCUUCAAGGGCAUUUGGGAUAACCAAUUUUUGUUCUGGUCAAUUAUAUUUGGAUUUGUUUCAACCUUCCCUGUCGUCUAUAUUCCAGUCAUUAAUGACAAAGUAUUUUUGCACAAACCAAUUGGUGCAGAGUGGGGCCUCGCCAUUGCAUUCACGCUAGCUUUCUGGGUAGGCGCUGAACUUUACAAAUAUGGGAAGAGGUGCUAUUUCAAAACUCAAAAGGCCCACAAUCCAGAAAACGAUUUGGAGCGUAGCAAUAAACGUGAUCCAUUCGAAGCAUACAGCACGUCCACUACGAUCCAAAGUGAGCUUAACAUCAGUAUUAAGCAAUAA
Molecule: messenger RNA, 3270 nt
Organism: Saccharomyces eubayanus
Lineage: Eukaryota; Fungi; Ascomycota; Saccharomycetes; Saccharomycetales; Saccharomycetaceae
Product: ENA1-like protein
Exons: 1
Coding region: 1-3270 (1089 amino acids)
Biological process (GO): calcium ion transmembrane transport; intracellular calcium ion homeostasis
Cellular component (GO): plasma membrane
Molecular function (GO): ATP binding; P-type calcium transporter activity; ATP hydrolysis activity
Source: RefSeq, a predicted model, not a curated record